This is a messenger RNA of Mercenaria mercenaria, 3514 nucleotides long. Its product is annotated as neuronal acetylcholine receptor subunit alpha-2-like. Gene Ontology annotation, molecular function: acetylcholine-gated monoatomic cation-selective channel activity; transmembrane signaling receptor activity. Lineage: Eukaryota; Metazoa; Mollusca; Bivalvia; Venerida; Veneridae. Gene Ontology annotation, cellular component: neuron projection; postsynaptic membrane; synapse. Gene Ontology annotation, biological process: regulation of membrane potential; chemical synaptic transmission; nervous system process. The coding region runs from base 434 to 1912 and encodes 492 amino acids. The transcript is spliced from 7 exons. The record is from RefSeq and is a predicted model, not a curated record.
AAAUGUUGAGAAGGGUUUGACAAUAUUGAUUCAAAGCUCAAGUACUGAUUUUUCUCGCCGUCAAACAUUUCAGUAUGCAGCUUGCGGACCAUAGUAACAGAUAUUCUUUAGUUGCAUCAGUACUAGUGAGAUACCUGGUAUGUACGAACAGGUGGGAAUUGGAAACUAGAAAAAGACGUUUCUAACGCUACAUCAUCGGAGAAAUGUGUCAAUUAUUAAGUGUUGAGUGUAUAUAGUAGAAUAUUCACAUUUAUUCAGAAGAAAAUUCUGCAAAACGUAAUAGGCAUAAAUCGACUCUGACUGAACUUGAAAGAGGCGGAAUUUUACGUAAUAUAUUCGUAUUUACAUGAAUAUCAAGUGAUCCUGGAUUUAACAUUUAAGAUAUUGAAACGUAAUGGAGUUUUGAUGAUCAAAGCAGUUUGUGAAUAUAACAAUGCGGACCUUCGUUAGUAUAUUCUUGUUGCAAGUGAGCCAGAUGGCUUUUCUAGUAAUGUGUUUCAUUCCUACAGACGAACAACGUUUGUUAGACAAAUUGCUAACAUCUUAUAAUCCUGCGUCCAGACCUGUCUAUAACGCCUCGGACACUGUCACUGUCAAAUUUGGUCUAACAUUGGCUCAAGUUUCAGACAUGGAUGAAGUUAACCAGGUAUUGACAACCAUUGUGUGGCUUGAACAGGAAUGGAUAGAUGAACGUUUACGGUGGAACCCGGAUGACUUUGGCGGACUGAAAACCCUCCGAAUGCCAUGCGAUAAGAUUUGGUUGCCUGAUAUGGUUCUUUAUAAUAAUGCCGACGACUUUACCACUGGUUAUAUGCAGAGUAAAGCUAUGGUCAGUUUUGAAGGCGUUGUGUUCUGGCCGCCACCGGCAAAAUUCAGAAGCUCAUGCAAAAUUGAUAUCACAUUUUUCCCUUUUGAUGAUCAGUUAUGCAAAAUGAAGUUCGGGUCUUGGACCUACGAUGGGUUUCAGGUUGAUGUAACCAACCGAUCAGCUAAUGUGGAUCUGUCAAACUACAUAUACAGUGGAGAAUGGGAUCUCAUUGACAUUAUUGUUGUCCGUAAUACGGUGACGUACGCCUGUUGUAUAGAAUUCUUCCCCGACGUUACGUUUUCAAUUAUCAUGCGACGUCGGACGUUGUAUUAUCUGUUUAAUAUUAUAUUUCCGUGUUUAUGGUUGACUGUUUUAAGCCUGCUUGGAUUCUGGCUGCCUCCUGACAGUGGAGAAAAAAUUACACUCGGGAUAACAGUGUUGCUCGCCUUUUCUGUGUUUAUGCUACUAAUUGCAGAAAACAUGCCUGCCACAUCAGAGUUUGUACCGCUAAUAGGCAUUUAUCUCACAGUAACUAUGGGAAUGACGUCAUUAUCAAUUGUGCUGACAGUUUUCGUGCUUCAACUACACCAUGUUGGACCACAUCAGCGUGGGGUUCCAAAAUGGCUGCAAAUUUUAUCGCAUGAUAUACUUGCUAGUAUUCUAUGUCUUAGACCGAGAGUAAAUCCAUUCAUUUACCAUUCUGCAAGAAAAUCGGACACGUGUCUUAGCUCUUACAUCGAUUCUUUGGAUUCUACAAAUUGCAAUGGGAUUGUUGUUAACAAACAAAAUCACGUGAAUAAUACGUCACAAGUGACGUCAACGACACCAACGCAGCAAGUACAUUAUCAGUUUGAAAACUCUUAUAAUAAUCGCAUUUCGGACGCUGAAAUGGAUGAAACACAAGACAAAAUAACUGCGUCGCUGAAAUUAUUAGUUGAGAAACAAGACUUGGAAGAGCGCCAUCAAGACAUCGUGAAUGAAUGGAGAUUUGUUGCUUUGAUCAUGGACAGAUUUUUAUUCUGGCUUUUUCUUUUAGCCGCCGUGAUGUCUUCAGUUAUUAUUUUGGUGGUCAUGCCAAUGAAUAAACCGUCGGUGCGCAACUAAACAUGGGCUUAUAUGCUUGACUAUCAGAUUUUGUAACAUUUAAGUCAAUCAACCAAAGGCGCUGAGGAAGUAACUGAACAAAGAAUAUGGGUGUAGUGGUGAAAUAGACUUAUUUGAAAUAGUAAAAUUCGGUCAGUUUGCAUACAAAUUUUAAUUUCGCUCGUGUUCUAAGGUAUAAAGGAUAAAAGCAAAAAUAUAUAGUAAAACGUAUCUUACAGAAUGAAAACAUAAAUUGUCCUGAUAAUUCAAAGGCAUAAACUUUAAAGAUAUCUCUUUUCCUGACUUUUUAAGUACCGAUCAAAUUGACAUCAUAGCACACCGGAAAAGUAAUGUAGAAUAAAUGCUGAAAUGUCUGCCAGCGCAAAACGUCCGAAAGUUAAACAUGAGAUAAAUACUUAUAAAAUAGACAAUAAAGCAUUUCUAAAACAUUAGAACACCAAAACAUGGCAACAUGUAAAUGUAGAGCAGAAUAUAUAUUUUUCUAAACAGAUAUCUGAGAUCAUUUUAGUUUACAGUGUUUGCGUAUAUUAACCACAUGUACAACACGACGAAUCCAAAACCGUUAAGGAAACUGCUUGGUUUUAGAAGAAACUUGUAUUUGGCUGAUGUCGGAGUUAGUGAUACUCUUUGCAUUUUAUGGCGUUUAAAACCCUUAAUGAAAAGAAAAACAAAUCUGAACAAAAAACAACCGACGUUAACUGCUCCUCUGGGUUUUGGUUCCCACUUCGUAACAUUGUAACCUUAUUUGUAUAUUAUGGCACCCGGGUAAAUCAACGGAUAUUUCUCUAUGCUGAUAUCAGUUCUUGAAAACAAUUGUUUGGCUUCUUUAGAAGAUUACGGGCGUUUAAGUAUAACAGGCUUUUCUAGCUCAUCUAAAAAGAUCUGUCUAUCUCGAAGACAUUUUCAAGUCCCGUCCCGAAAGAACGUGCAAAUGAUAUCAUUUUAAGUCGAAUUUGGUAAUCUCGAAGUAAAAUGCUCGAUCUAUUAGAAUUCGAGAUAACGCGUUUCAUCUGUAAUUGUACCAGUUGGUGUAAUUAUCUAAAGUAAACGUCUUCGAAGACUGUGGCGAUCAAGCAUAAAUGUUCUUGGCAUAAGCAGGAGACAUUCAGUAACUUUUAAACUCAUAUCUGAUGGUCAAGCAUAUUUAGCACCAGUUUACAGCUAUAUGUGAUAAGCCCGCCUUAAAAACAAUAUGGAUAGGUUAGUGAGUCAAAUUGCAUUAUUACACAAAAGACAUCCACAGAUGUACAUACACACAUUACUGAGUAGUUGCUUGUAAUUAACAUUGAAUUUAUCAUGAUACAAGCGGUAUGGUGUGAGAAAACACUCUUCUGUUGGUAUGUUGUAAAAUAUCACUCUAUAUUACAAAUGUGUGUUACCUACUCCUUAAACUCCUGUGUUUCUCUUAUAAUCAGCUAAUUACUAAAACUGUCUGCAUCAGACUAGUAAGAGAAUAUAUCAAAACUGAGUUUGACAAUGGGUACUAUGCAAAUCGUCUCUUCUCCUGUCGAGAAUGUUGCAGUUUUUACAGUUGUACAAUAUGACUAAAUAAUGAAUGUUAGUAGUCGUAAUAUGAUUUUGAAAAUUAAACAUACCGUGGUA